AUGUCGUUCGGAGGCCAAACACCGACGAUUAUCGUCCUGAAAGAGGGUCGGGAACCCCUCCUUGCUGCCAAACACAACCCCCCGCUAACUCGCCCCGUGCAGGCCACGAUUAAAUCGACACUCGGUCCCUAUGGCGGCGAUUUAUUAAUGGUGGAUGCGAACGGGAAGCAGACCAUCACCAAUGAUGGCGCCACUGUCAUGAAGCUUCUGGACAUCGUACACCCAGCGGCCCGGAUUCUCGUCGACAUCGCGCGUUCCCAAGAUGCGGAAGUGGGUGACGGAACAACCUCGGUGGUCGUCUUGGCUGGGGAGAUCCUCAAGGAGAUCAAAGAACAUGUGGAGGGUGGUGUCAGCUCGCAGAUCAUCAUCAAGGGUUUGAGGAGAGCGUCGACGAUGGCCGUGAACAAGAUCAAGGAGAUCCAGAUCAGCACAGACGAGGCGAACCGGAGGGACACGCUCAACAAGCUGGCCGCGACCGCCAUGACAAGCAAGCUGAUCAAGCGCAACACCGAGUUCUUCACCAAGAUGGUUGUCGACGCUGUUCUAUCCCUCGACCAAGAAGACCUAAACGAGAACUUGAUAGGUAUCAAGAAGAUCCCCGGCGGCUCGCUUACCGAGUCGCUUUUUGUCAACGGCGUGGCGUUCAAGAAGACUUUCUCGUACGCUGGAUUCGAGCAACAACCAAAAUCGUUCAAGAAGCCCAAGAUCGUCUGCCUCAAUGUCGAACUGGAACUCAAGGCCGAGAAGGACAACGCCGAAGUUCGUGUGGAGCAGGUGUCGGAAUAUCAGGCCAUUGUCGACGCCGAGUGGCAGAUCAUCAACAAGAAGCUUGAGGCAACGUAUAAGACAGGCGCCAAGGUGGUACUGUCCAAGCUGCCUAUCGGCGACCUUGCGACACAAUACUUUGCCGACCGCGACAUCUUCUGCGCCGGCCGUGUGUCGGCUGACGACAUGGAGCGUGUGGUUCAAGCAACGGGUGCCACUAUCCAGAGCACCUGCUCCGAUAUUCGUCCCGAGCAUCUCGGUACUUGCGGCACGUUUGAGGAGCGGCAGAUCGGCGGCGAGCGUUUCAACUUUUUUGAGGACUGCCCGGAGGCCAAGACAUGCACGCUGGUACUGCGCGGCGGGGCGGAGCAGUUCAUUGCUGAGGUGGAGCGGUCACUACAUGACGCUAUCAUGAUCGUCAAGCGCGCCAUUCGCAACAAGACCAUCGUUGGAGGCGGCGGAGCCACCGAGAUGGACGUGUCCGCGUACCUGCACCGUUUUGCGGACCAGGACGUGCGCAACAAGCAACAGGCUAUCAUCAAGAGCUUUGCUAAGGCGCUCGAGGUCAUCCCUCGCCAGCUGUGCGACAACGCCGGCUUCGACGCGACCGACAUCCUCAACAGGCUACGCGUCGAGCACAGGCGGGGCAAUACGUGGGCGGGUGUCGAUUUCCAGAAUGAGGGCGUCGCCGACAUGAUGGAGCGCUUUGUGUGGGAGCCGGCCCUCGUCAAGGUCAACGCCCUCCAGGCCGCGACCGAGGCUGCUUGCCUGAUUUUGGGCGUUGACGAGACGAUCCGCAAUGAGGAGAGCCAGGCGCCGCAGGCCCCGGGCCAGCCUCUGCCUCCUGGGGCGGCCCAGCGGGCGCUGCGUGGGCGCGGCCGCGGCCGUGGUAUUCCGAGGCGGUAG
This is a messenger RNA of Chaetomium globosum CBS 148.51, 1671 nucleotides long. RefSeq lists its product as uncharacterized. Bases 1 to 1671 code for a protein of 556 amino acids. The transcript has 4 exons. Gene Ontology annotation, biological process: protein folding. Gene Ontology annotation, cellular component: chaperonin-containing T-complex. Gene Ontology annotation, molecular function: ATP binding; ATP-dependent protein folding chaperone; ATP hydrolysis activity. Lineage: Eukaryota; Fungi; Ascomycota; Sordariomycetes; Sordariales; Chaetomiaceae. The record is from RefSeq and is a predicted model, not a curated record.